Messenger RNA from Enhydra lutris kenyoni (northern sea otter), 2219 nucleotides. RefSeq names its product chromosome unknown C15orf62 homolog. Lineage: Eukaryota; Metazoa; Chordata; Mammalia; Carnivora; Mustelidae. The transcript has a single exon. The coding region runs from base 1689 to 2204 and encodes 171 amino acids. The record is from RefSeq and is a predicted model, not a curated record.
UCCCACCCCCCUCCAACCCCACACCGCCAUAGGGUCUACCGCGGGAACCAAAGCACUUCUUCCAUCAGUAUAGCUAAAGCUGUGUGAAGCCUGCGGCCCACCUGAGCUGGCACACAGUGAGCCAGGCCAGGGGGUGUGGACACAGCCAACUGCAGAGCCUGUCCUGCGGCAGACCCAGUGAGUGCUCGCUCACUAAUAAGCCGGGGGAGGUUCAGUGGUCAGUGACCUGGGGAGUAUGAAGGAAGUGACCCGGGUUAAGAUGCCAGACCAUGGCCAACUGGUUUGAGGUUAGGGCUAUACAGAACCAGGAAGUGUGACUCAACCCAGACACCCCCCCCUCCCCCCUGCCAAUUCUCUGACCGUUCCAGCCUCCCUGUCUGUCCCAGGCUGUGGCAUCUCGGAGAACAGGAGCCCUCCCAGCCAGGCCCACCUACCUAACCUGGCCCAGCUGACACUUCAAGGCAGCCCUGUGUGGCUCAGCCCUUUCCACACAGGGGGGACCCCAAAGAAGGCGCAGGUGACCCAAGAGAAAGGACUGGAGCAAGGCAGGACCGGAGGCAGCAGGACGUUGGCCCUCAACUGCUCCCUCCUGCCCUGAGGCUAUGGGAGUAAAUCCAGGAAGAUGAGAAACUGUCAGGCCGAGGGGAGAGCAGCUCCCCCCUUUCCGAGGUAAGGCUGCCCUGCAGAGCAAACCUCAGAGGCACCCUGGCGUGCCCUGAGCCCAGCCGAGGGAGGGGCCAGCCCUUUAUAGGCAUGGGGCUGCUUCCCGUUAACACACCCUCUGCCUCUUCCCCCUCGUACCUGCAGGCUUGGCUAAUGAGGGCCUGUCACCAGGCCCCAGGACUGAGUCACCCACACUAGUGACAGGUCUCUCUUCCUUCCCCAACAACUGUUCCACAUGCCUGCCUUUCAUUUAAUACCCACCCUCCUGGGGCCCCUCCCUUGCAGACACUUGGGGGGCUGGAGGGAGUUAGGGCCCCGGGCAGAGAGGCUGCAGGGGGAAAAGGAAGCAACAGUGGUGACACACAAAGCAGGGCUGCCCCCAGAGAGUCCUCAGGGAAAUCCAAAGCUCCCCAGUGCCCGGGGGUGUUGGCCACGGCUGGCCCAAUCCCAGCCCGCAGAUGCUGCAAUUACCUAAGAGCAUGAAACCUGGCUUCCCACCUGACUGAGUCACCUGAAAACAACAAUCCCCACUGCCACGCACCGGCACAAACAGCCAAGCCACUCAUCAGAGUCCGGGCGCUGCGGCGGAGAGGCCAAGUGCAGGGGACGGGAAGGCAAGGCGAGCUCGGGCCCACCCAGAGCGGAGGCCCCCGGGGAAGCAGCCCAGGCUGCUCCAGCACCGCGACAUCCAUCAUUGGCACCUCAGGUGGGGCUGCCCGCCCUCCGACUCCAGUAAGUGCUGCUUCUUCCUCCUGGGGUUUUUCCCCACUGUCCGAUCAAGUAACCAGGCCAAGCCUAUCCCUCUGGGAAACUCCUGUUGCCAGGAACUCCCACCUCUAGGCUCUCCCGGACAAAAGCGCCCUCGUCCCAGGACCUCUUGCUGCCGUCCAAGAUGCUGGCCAAAAGUCUGUGCUUCUAGCCAGGGCUGUCCCCACCACUCUAGCCAGUCACUGCUCCAGCAGGGACCCCAUGGUGACUAGCUACUCUUGAACUGGGCUGCUUGUCUGCUGGCUCCCCUGCGUGCCAUGGAGACCUGGCGGAAAGGCUCCUUCCGCAAUGCCUCCUUCUUCAAGCGACUGAGCCUGGGGCGGCCACGGCGACUCCGGCGACAGGGCAGCGUGCUCAGCCAGGCGAGCACAGCUGGCGGGGACCACGAGGAGUACAGCAACCGAGAAGUCAUCCGGGAGUUGCGAGGGCGGCCAGAUGGCCGGCGCCUGCCUCUGUGGGGGGAUGAGCAGCCCCGGGCCACCCUGCUGGCCCCGCCCAAGCCUCCCCGCCUCUACCGAGAGAGCUCCAGCUGCCCCAACAUCCUGGAGCCCCCGCCCGCCUACUCGGCCACCCUGCCCUCUGCGCUCUCACUGGCGGGCACCCUCCACCACUACUCUGACAAUGACCUUCUGGACACUCCCCCCUUCCAGGGGACACCUGCUCCAGACCUCAGUGAUCCCUUCUUCUCCUUCAAAGUGGACCUGGGGAUUUCACUUCUUGAGGAAGUUCUACAGAUGCUGAGGGAGCAAUUUCCGAGCGAACCUAGCUUCUGAAUGGGGUGUGGGUGG